GUUGUUGUUCACUUUGAAUAAUUACUAUUUGAAUGUAUUUUCUGAUACGAGGUGAUAUAAACAGAUAAGCUAGAGAUAAAUCGACGCAGUUGCAAUUGUAUCACAAGAUGCUGAGGUAUAGUUUAAUCGUUGCUGUUUGCGAAAGCUUUGGCAUUGGCUUCAAGGGCGAUCUGCCUUGGCAUAUCAAAUCGGAGCUUAAGUAUUUUAGCAGUACCACAAAGCGAGUCUGUGAUCCUGCGAAGCGUAAUGUCGCUAUUAUGGGCCGUAAGACCUAUUUCGGUAUUCCUGCCAGUAAGCGUCCACUGCCCGAGCGUCUAAAUAUCGUGCUAAGCACGACAUUGACUCCCGAAGAUUUGCCGGCAGAUGUAUUGCUUUGCAAUAAUCUGGAAGCAGCAAUGCAGAAGAUGGAAAGCAAGGAGUAUCGUGACCAGAUCGAGAACGUCUGGAUUGUAGGCGGCAGUGGUGUCUAUGCUGAGGCAAUGGAUUCACCGCGUUGCCAUCGCUUGUACUUAACCAAAGUGCAAGGUCAGUUCGAGUGUGACACCUUCUUUCCCAAAAUACCGCAAGGCUUCCGGGAGGUGCCACUCGAGGGCGACACGCCACAGGGUGUACAGGAGGAGAACGGCAUUAAGUACGAGUACAAGAUUCUAGAAAAACAAUAAACAAGAAGCAAUACUUUAUUUGUCACUGCCA
Molecule: messenger RNA, 693 nt
Organism: Drosophila innubila
Lineage: Eukaryota; Metazoa; Arthropoda; Insecta; Diptera; Drosophilidae
Gene: Dhfr
Product: dihydrofolate reductase
Exons: 2
Coding region: 108-662 (184 amino acids)
Biological process (GO): folic acid metabolic process; glycine biosynthetic process; tetrahydrofolate biosynthetic process
Cellular component (GO): mitochondrion
Molecular function (GO): NADP binding; dihydrofolate reductase activity
Source: RefSeq, a predicted model, not a curated record